UUGGGACUUGUAUUGUGCUGCGCCUGAACGGAGGGAUACAUGUGAACAUUCUAGUGAAGCUAAAGCAUUUCAUGACUAUGGGUUUGUCAAUUCGGGGUAUGCAGUCAACGGUAUUGCACAUAAUCCCACAGCACCCAGCCCAUUAGGUCAAAUACCGCCAAAUGAUGGCAUGCCAGGAGGUCCAAUGGCUCCUGCAGGCUUCUUUCCUAACUCUCACAUGAGGCCCUCGCCACCACAGCAGCCAGUGUCGCAGCCGUCCCCUCACCCGCAGCCCCCACCCCCUCACAGUCAGAUGAUCCAGAAUCAGCCGUUCAUGUCACCGAGGUAUCCCGGGGGACCCAGGCCUGGUGUACGCAUGCCCCAACAAGUGGAAUUUAAUCCCCCUGGUGGUGUUCCAGGCCAGCCUAUGAUUCCAAAUAAUAUGGAUCCCACUAGGCAAGGUGAUGGAGCUGAAUUUGUGGGAUGGCAAGGUCCUCCUGGUAUGAGCCCAAUGAAUCCCCGUAUGAGUGCCCCUCGUGGUCAACCUCUUCCUAUGAAUCCAGGAAAUUAUGGAGGAAUGAGGCCACCUCCUAAUAGUACUAUGGGCCCCGGGGGCCCUUCCAUGCCACCCAUGUCCAUGCCUGGAGGCCCUGGUGGACGACCUUGGCAGCCUAACACAUCAACAAUGAAUUAUUCCUCUGCAUCACCUGGGAGCCACUAUGGGGGCCCACCAGUUUCCAGCACAGGCCCUCCUGGUCCUGGGACCCCCAUAAUGCCUAGCCCGCAAGGUUCAUCAGGUCCUUACUCCCCAGCCAGCCACAGAAUGAACACUUCCACGCCACGAAGAGAUUCAACGAGUUCAGGAGGUGAAAGUAUGUAUGCAAUGAUGAAACCUGUUCCGGGAGGAAGUAUACCUGGGUUCCCAAUGGGACCUGGGCCUGAAGGACCAAUGGGGUCCAUGGGACCUGAAAUGGGACCACCAGUCAUGAAUGGAAUGUCAUCUGCAGGUGAUACAUUGGAUGGCAUGAAAAAUUCCCCUGCUAAUGGUCCAGGUACACCUAGAGAGGAAGGACCUUCUAUGGGUGAUUAUGGAAUACCUGGCUAUGGGCAAGAAAAUGACCAGAACGAAUCAGCGGCAAUACUAAAAAUCAAGGAAAGUAUGCAAGAAGAAGCAAAAAGGUUCGAAAAGGACACUCCAACUGAGCAUCCUGACUAUUUCAUGCAAUAACUCAUGUCAAGUAAUUGAGACUUCUAAACAAACAAAAUUGUACCAAACUGAGGCCCCGAACUCUAAGUGUAUGAAAUGCAUUCUUCCAAAGUGCUUUUCGAUAAGUAACUGUGAAGAUGAUGAAGUGGAAAGUGUAGUUUUAUGAAAAUAGACCACCCAUUUUGGACUCUUCCACUUCCAGUUGUAUAGAAUAAAUCAUUACUUGACUUUUGUCCUACCAUUAAGCAUCAAGAACCGAAAUCAACAUAACUGUAAUGAAAUUUUAUCUCUAUUGUUUCCACAAUGUGGGGCAGGAUUUUUUCCUUCUUCAUGUGGGAAUUGUAAAAUAAUUUGUUGCAUUGUACAAUUACAUACAGAAGUGCAUAAAUAUGUAUUUUUAUCACUGUGAGAAAUAGUUAAAAGUUGAAAUCAUCGAAAAGUGGCUCGAGAGAUCUUCAGGCAAUCUUUCAAUUCCAUUUAAAAAAUCCCAUUUUUAUUAAAAAAGGGUGAAAAUGGUGGCCUCUUGUCAUGAGGCAAGUCUAGCAUGAAAUGUACAAUAUUCAUAUUCAAACAUAAGCACUAUGCAAGACUGAUGUGUCUGCAAUUCUCUAUGGAUUACUGUCAAGAGGAAAUGAAUAAAAAAUGGUUACGGUGUGUUUUGCAGACUUUGUUCAAGACUAUUACUUAUGACAGUGUUUGUUAAUUGGGGAUCAAGAUUUUGUGUAAAAUAAAAACAAUGGUGAGACAUUCUUUUCCACUUGUAAGAUCACUGCUCAGUAUUGUUAUCUAUUGGUCAUAUCAUUCAUUAUUCUAGUUGAAGAAGUUUCAGCCCACACAAAAUAUUUGAACCGGGCAGACCGAGAUAUAAAAUGUCACCAUGAACAAAUGAAAUACAUUGUGAAAAUUUUACACCUGUUAAUCUGUCCCUUUGUAAUUUUACCAUUACCCUUUUCAACUGCAUAUUUCAAAAAGUUCUUGUAAACUUUUACUGAACUGUUCAUUUUUUAUAUAAAUCCCCUCCAAUAUUCAUAUUAGUAUUACUGAUGCUGAAAUCUGUAAGUAUUCAGUUUUCAUUCAGCUUUUUUUAUUUAGUUUGUACAUGUUGCUUUACAGUGUAGUGUACACAGUAUAGGUAAACUUUCCCCACAUUUUUUUUACCACUGCAGAUACACUUAUUGUGCAUCUUCUAUACAAAAGUGAUCCAUUAUAUUCAUAGGAGGUCUUAGAUGAAAAUUAUCUCUUCCCCUUGAAAAUUAUAGAUGUGUGUGCCAUUCAAAACACUGCUGACCGGUGAGGUAGGCGCCGGGAACUCACAUGCAUCUUGGACAUCAACAUUCCGAAUACUUGAAUGUACCUGUCCUGGCGCAGAGACUCGAUCUUAAAGAAGUUGCCUAUGAAAGAAAGAGCGUUUACUAGAGAACUCGGGAGUCUGCCGAGGCACAUUACAGUAAUUAACGAAGACUGAAAGGUCCACGUUUUCAUGUGACCAAUAUUGUAUAUAUUAUAUAUCCGAGAGUUCUGUGCUGUUGCCUGUGUAUUUGAGUAUUGUGCUGGCUACAGUUUAUGAUGAUUUUCAUUCCUUGUACAGUAACAGCUCUUUUUUUCCCCUUGUUAACAUUAUUUUCUAUAAUGAUGGUGGAACUCCAGUGUGAAUCCAAGAUUUUGAUGAUUAAAUCAAAAGUAUUGCUGUAGUUGUUUGAAUAUAUGUUAUAUUAUCUUAAGAGAUAUAUUUUGUUAAAUGUACAUCGAAAUCCCUCAUCAUCAUCUUGAAAUUAAUAAAGAAAUAUAACAAAAGCUAUGCAACUUUAAAUAAAUUUAUAAUAUUUGUGUAAAUUUCUUAUGUAUCUCUGCAUUUAUUAAAAGAAAUUAAUUUGCAUUUAAAAUAGAGUAUUUUUUUUUUUUUUCCCCAAUUGGACAUUCAAAAACUUUAAAGUGACAUUUUAGGGAAAAAUUAUUUGUCUGCAUUGUUUAUGAUUGAAUCACUCAUGUAGUUUAUUGUAGUUAUAAUUCAAAACUUGUCACAUUUUAAAAUGAGCCUAUAGCCAAAGAAAAUUUUGGCUGGCAAAACUCGGUCUUCUUUUAUAAAAUGGAUUCCUGUCCAGUUACAAUUUAAUAAAAGGAAAGGAAAAUUUUUUAAUAAAUUAUACUUGGAACUGUUUUGUAUAGAUAAAACCAUACCUUUUAAUAGUGUCGUGAAAAUUUGGUGGCUGCUUUUUUGCUUACAUCCAUUAUUAGUUGUAAUUUGAUUUUAAUUAAUGGUUCAAAAUUUGAUUUGUAAAAAUUUCUCAAAUAAUCUUUUCAUAAAGUUACUUCUACAAAUUAAUUUGAGUAGCAGGCAUGUGUUUGAAAUUAAAUCUUUGUACAAUUCAAAAUGAAGAGUUGAUAUCAAAGAAAAUAAUAUCCACUCACAAUUGAAAAGCAGAAAUGAACCAUAUCUUGAAAUGUAUCUCUCUUUGUGACAUAGUGAUAGUUAAAUGAGGACAACUUAAAGCUAUUUUGAAUCAUUUAGUGAAACUGUCAGCAUUAAAAAAAAAAAAAAUUUGAAAUAAAUAAAUAAAAGUUUAUAACAAAUUCAUUUGCAAAUCUGAUUGUAGAUGUGCAAAUCAAUAUAAAGGAUCUAUGAAAGCAAAUUAGAAAAUUAGUUAUACAUAUCUGGGUGUUUGAGCUUCUGCCAAAAUAUGGACUUCCCCUAUUCUUCAAUUAUAUAACUGAAAUUGCUUCUGUACUAUAAUAUUUUUUCUUUAAUUCAUUUCUAUCUUGUAUAUUUUUAAAUAAGAUAUAAUUUUAUUUUAUUUUGUGUGAUGUGUUCAUAUGUACAGAUAUUGUAAACAUGAAAGCUUUAAUAAUUACAACAAAGAAGUGUUAUAAAUGUAAAUUUGAAAUCCAAAGAAGUUUUUCAUUCUGGAGUUCCACCCUCAUGAUAUUGUUUCUCAGAUUCUGUAAUGUCAGUUGAAUAAUUAGGGUUAGAAAUUUAUUGCCAAGAAAUAUGUAUAGAGACUGCUGAAAAUGUUGCUACAGGAGUGACAUAUUUUAUAAAGAUAUUUCCU
Molecule: messenger RNA, 4233 nt
Organism: Stegodyphus dumicola
Lineage: Eukaryota; Metazoa; Arthropoda; Arachnida; Araneae; Eresidae
Gene: Ssdp
Product: Sequence-specific single-stranded DNA-binding protein
Biological process (GO): positive regulation of transcription by RNA polymerase II
Cellular component (GO): nucleus
Molecular function (GO): single-stranded DNA binding; protein binding
Source: RefSeq, a predicted model, not a curated record